Messenger RNA from Pelmatolapia mariae (spotted tilapia), 960 nucleotides. Its product is annotated as ADP-ribosyl cyclase/cyclic ADP-ribose hydrolase 1-like. Gene Ontology annotation, cellular component: plasma membrane. The record is from RefSeq and is a predicted model, not a curated record. The coding region runs from base 1 to 960 and encodes 319 amino acids. Lineage: Eukaryota; Metazoa; Chordata; Actinopteri; Cichliformes; Cichlidae. Gene Ontology annotation, biological process: positive regulation of B cell proliferation. Gene Ontology annotation, molecular function: phosphorus-oxygen lyase activity; NAD+ nucleosidase activity. The transcript has 8 exons.
AUGGGGGUGUGGAAGAAAGUACUCAUUGGGGGUGGCAUCGCUGCUCUUAUUAUUUUAAUCCUCGGCUUGUCAUUGGGACUGACUCUCGGUCGGACGAAAAUUAAAUCCACAUUUUUCUCUAAGUGUGAGAAGUUUAAAGAACAUGACUGUAAAAAGUUAUGGGAUCUCUUUGAGAAGGCCCAUGUGAACAAGGAUCCAUGUAACGUUCCAGUGGAAGCUUAUAAUCCCCUCAUUGCUGAAGUCCCCUUCAAACUAGACUGCAACAAAGUGAUGUUCUGGAGCAACACGAAGGAUUUGGUCCAUGAUUUAACUGCAAAGAGAAAGGACUGUUUUGUCACUUUGGAGGACACUCUGUUGGGAUCUAUCUUAGACGGUCUGAUGUGGUGUGGAAAAGAAGGCAAAAACGGUACCUUCUCUAAUGGGUGCCCCGGAUGGUCAGAGUGUGAAAACAACCCUGUUCGUUCAUUUUGGAAAUGUGCCUCUGCUGCUUUUGCAGAUGCUGCCUGUGGUGAUGUCACGGCAAUGCUAAGCGGGUCCACCACCACACCAUUCGAUCCUACAAGUAUUUUUGCAAGCAUUGAGGUGACGAGGCUUAAAGCCCCUAGGGUCAGUAGCAUGAAUGUUGUUAUGGUCUUAAAGAAGAACGCCAAAUCAGAUUGUACAAAUGCAUCCUUGAAGAAUUUACAGAAUCAGUUAGAUCCAAACAUGUGUGUUACAGAGGAGCUGACGACCUGUCGGGUCUUAGACUCCACCUCUCUGGGAACAUCUCAUGCCCUACAAGGUAUGGAGGUCUAUCUCCCCUCACCACACUCGCUGUUGGUGGCUGAUGGCGUCAGACGUCGGUGUGUUGGUGGUUCUUGUUGUCUGGGGCUGGGCGCCCGGGUAUGUACUGGCUCACUACCGGUGGCCGCUUGGUGGGGCCUGGCACCCAUGGCUCAGUCGGACCCCUUCCGGAGGUAG